Molecule: messenger RNA, 996 nt
Organism: Orussus abietinus
Lineage: Eukaryota; Metazoa; Arthropoda; Insecta; Hymenoptera; Orussidae
Product: neural Wiskott-Aldrich syndrome protein-like
Exons: 2
Coding region: 1-996 (331 amino acids)
Source: RefSeq, a predicted model, not a curated record
AUGGCGCGUCGAGAAGUGGAACUCCAACGCCAGGGCACCCAAUUUAUGAACGAAGCCCUAAGGGAAGCCUUCCCACAUAGGAGUACCGACGCCAUCAAGGGGAAGCGGCGAGCACCGGCGUACCGCGCUCUCGUGGCGCAACUCGCCGAGGAAGAACUAGGCCGACCAGCAGCACAUCCGCAGCCACCACCACCACCAUCGCCGCUGCCACCUCCUCCGGCGCCUCCUGAGUCGCCGGGACCGCCUCACCACGUGUGGCAUCCUCGACCCGGACCACCAACGUCGCAGUCAAAUCCGCCGCCCGGGCCCACAACCAGCCGGGAUGGACAGCAAGCGGACCCGCGGCCGGGACCAUCAACGGCCGCCAACCCGCCGCCCGGACCUUGGACCAGAUCCCAGGCGAGACGACUAGCGGACCGAGGACAACCUGGGAGACGACCAUCGCCACCUACCAGCAGCCAGCAGCCGGCCCCUACCCAGCCACCGGACGAGGAUCGACGUCUCGUGGACGCCCUCCUCGAGUGGGUCCGCGAGGACCUACCGGACCAUUCAGCAGCGCUGGACCUACAGGACAUCUGCCGAGACGCCGUAACCACAUCGAAGGACACGAUCCUCCUGCGUCUGGGGUUACUUCUGACCCGUUACUUCCCGGGGCAGCCAGCUCGAAUGCCUCGCAGACCACCUCAGGAACGGGAAGCGGCCACCUCGAGGCAGCGCAGAAGGGCAGCCUACGCGCGCAUCCAGCGCGAAGCCGAACUACCCUCCCUGCCCGAUUACCCCUGCGAAUUCCCAGGGUGGGAGCGGGUCUUCACCAGCGCAACAGGCCGAGGAGUCCACCACCGCAGGGCGCAUGCAGACUGGUACGACAGGCGUACCGUGGCGGCCAUUCAACACCAUCGAGCGCCCUGGACGGAGGAGGAGAUCACCAUCAUGGCCACCAGGGAAGCAGAGUUUGUCAUGUUACAGAUCCGCCACCUCAACAUGGAACUUCACUAG